AUGGCGUUUGAUAGCUGGAAACCGGUUAUCAAGUUUCAAAAUGCUCUUGGAGGAGUUCAGUUUAUUUUGUCUGUUGGAUCGCUGAGUUACAUUCUUGACACUUUACGAAAGUAUCAUGACAAAGAUAGACUGAACUUCAACUGCGAUCCCAAACCCAGUGAUUUUAUCAGACAACGUUGCUAUAACAGCUACAUUUCCACAGUUACCAGGCCUCAUGGGUUGAUACCUGGGAAUAUCGUUGCCGUAACACUCGGUGUUUUGUGUUUAUGCUGGGUCAGCUUUGCAAUUUAUGGUGCUGUGGUCUUACGAAAAAGACCAGGAGACAGAAAUAACAGAAACGCAAAAAAAUUUCGUCGCAUCUACUUCAUCCAUGUAUUCUUUCGAAUAUUGUUCCUGGGUGUUAUGUUAGGGCUGGUCUGCAGUUACCACACACUUUCUUUGCCUUCCGUUUUUAAGUGUGAUGUUAAUCAGAUCCUACAGACCAACAGUAAAACCACGCCAAUUCCUCUCAACCAGACAAAAAUAACAUUGCAAUGUAAUGAUGUUUAUCACAAGGAGAAAUCAAACCAAAAUAUAGCUUUUAUCUCUGUUUGUGCCAUUGUCAUGGUGCUUAGUAUAUGCGAAGUCCUACACUUGGGCCGUAACAGGAAGGACUUUCUGCAAGCGCUCAUUGGUGAUGACAAGUUACUGCCAAGUUUACCUGAGAAACCAACCAUCACAAAUACAGAAAUAGAAGUUAACAAGGAUUUCGUUGUUACCUGGUCAGAAGCUGACGCCAACAGCAGUAAUUGCUGCAUUACAUAUCGUCUGGAAUAUUGGAAACAAUCCAUGACAGGAUCCACAAAAAUCUGUCAACCUGGAAAUAUUGUUGAAACUCGCCACACGAUAACUGGUCUUGAGUAUGACACAGAGUACGAAGUGAAACUGUUUGCUGUCAACGAACAAGGAGACAGUGAGCCAGAUGUCAGAACAUUUAAGACAAAGAGUGGUAUGUACCUUUAUUUAAGACUUCUCACUUUACUUUUGGUAGAACUGUUUGAAAUGAAAUUAAAUAAGUACUGUUGGGUCCUAACUACAGGAGUAGCACUGCUUCUCAUGGGGCGAAGAAUUGUGAAACUUUGUGACAACAGUUUUAAUACUCAUGCUGCAGCUCUUGUAUAA
Pocillopora verrucosa is the source of this 1161-nucleotide messenger RNA. NCBI's taxonomy places the organism in Eukaryota, Metazoa, Cnidaria, Anthozoa, Scleractinia, Pocilloporidae. The record is from RefSeq and is a predicted model, not a curated record.